This is a messenger RNA of Frankliniella occidentalis (western flower thrips), 3930 nucleotides long. It is a transcript of the gene 5-HT2B, whose product is annotated as alpha-2B adrenergic receptor. The record is from RefSeq and is a predicted model, not a curated record. The annotation marks the transcript as partial. The transcript is spliced from 5 exons. Gene Ontology annotation, molecular function: G protein-coupled receptor activity. Gene Ontology annotation, biological process: adenylate cyclase-activating adrenergic receptor signaling pathway. Gene Ontology annotation, cellular component: membrane. Lineage: Eukaryota; Metazoa; Arthropoda; Insecta; Thysanoptera; Thripidae.
CCGCCCUCCUGGGACUCCUGGGAGGUGAACGCGACCUGGGCGUCGCCGUACGGCAACGACUCGCAGCCCUACGACCUGGCGGGCGGGCUCCACGGCCACAACAACUGGUGGGCGCUCCUGGCGCUGUUCCUGGUGCUGGCCACCGCGGCCGGCAACAUCCUCGUGUGCCUCGCCAUCACCUGGGAGCGCCGCCUGCAGAACGUCACCAACUACUUCCUCAUGUCGCUCGCCAUCACCGACCUCAUGGUGGCGGUGCUCGUCAUGCCCGUCGGCAUCCUUACCCUCGUUAAAGGUUUUUUUCCGCUGCCGUCCGUGUACUGCCUGGUCUGGAUCUGCCUGGACGUGUUGUUCUGCACUGCCUCCAUCAUGCACCUUUGCACCAUCUCUGUGGACCGAUACCUCAGUCUACGCUACCCCAUGCGCUUUGGCCGCAACAAGACCCGGCGACGCGUCACUCUCAAGAUAGUCUUUGUCUGGCUGCUCUCCAUCGCCAUGAGUCUGCCUCUCAGCCUCAUGUACUCACAGAACCAAGACUCGGUGCUGAUCGACGGAACGUGCCAGAUCCCGGACCCGCUGUACAAGCUAAUUGGCAGCAUCGUGUGCUUCUACAUCCCGCUGGGCGUGAUGCUGCUCACCUACGCGCUCACCGUGCGCCUGCUCGCGCUCCAGCAGCAGAGCCUCUGCGGCGGCAAGGGCUGGAGCCCCGGCUGGAUCCCCUCGGCUGGGCCCACGCCAGGCAUGGAGCGGCGCAAGUGGCGGCGCCUGCUCAACAACCGCGGGCCGGGCCCGCCGUCGGCGUGCUCCACGCCCCAGCACAUGCAGCACAUCGCGUCCACCGACACGGAGCUCACCACCUUGGACACGCACGAGCUCUGGCUUCCGGAGAGCUCCGUGCCCGAGCCCACGCCCUCCACCAUGUCCGCCCUGCACCAGUUUGGCGUCGAGAUGCUCAAACUGUCGCGGGGGCUGGGCGCGCCGGGCGGUGGCGAGGCGGGCGGCUCCGGCGGCGAGGAGGAGGACGAGGAUGACGAGGACGACGAGCACCACCUGCACCGUGACAUGCCACGGGGCCACGGCCUGCCGCUGCCCCUGCCCCUGCCGCUCCCGGGCCUCGGCCUGGUCACGCGCGCGCGCAGCGACAGCUUCCGGGAGAAGUCGGCGACCUCGCCGACACCCUCGGUGCACUCGGUGAGCCUCGGCGAGUCUGCGCUCAACACCCCGCCCGCGCGGCGGCACGACUCUGCCCACCGACACCAGCACCGUCACCACCACCUCCAGGACGACAACGCCCACGACUCCACCGCAGAGGAGGACGGCGAGGACGCGUCUCUCGUGCGGCGGCGGACGCACAGCUUCCACGAGCAGAGGGGCCACCGGGUGCGGCAGGAUGGUGGGGUCACCCUGGCCGUGCCGCAGCUCAAUGCCCCCGAGACCCCGAGGGAUCCCCCGCGGAUGUCCGCCGCCGCCACCGCCGCCGCGCCUGCCCGGAGCUCGACGCGGAGCUCGACCCGCAGCCUUGGCCGCAGCCCCGAACCCACGUUGCCGUUGCCGCCGCCAUGCACCUGCCCGUACUUCGGGGAGGGCGCGGACAAGCGGGCGGCGGGCGCGCGCAGCAGCGAGAUCAUCAUCGUGCCCUCGAGCGACGGCGCCGGCCUCGACACCAACAAGCUGCACUCCAGCCUGCGCCAGCACCUCAGCAAGAGCUGCGACAUCCCCAAGGGCCCCGCGCCGGCGGGCGCCGCCCCAGGGCCACCCGCCACCCCCGUCAAGAUGAACAACAUGGUGGUCACGUGGGAGCCCCGGGGGCCGGCGCUGCGCUCCAGCCUCAACGGGCUCAGCGGGGGCGGCGGUGGCGGUGGCGGUGGCGGCUGCCCUGGCAACGGGGGCGGCAGCGGCGGGAGCGUGAGGACGACCCUGGUGGCCGCCCCCAGCAGCAGCACCGAGUCGUCCCCGAGCCACCGGGGGAUGGGCACGCCCAGCCACCGACUGCCGCUGCUGCGCCGCGCCGCCACCGUCCGCUACCCCAACAACGGCGUGAGCCACUUCGCCAAGGAGGACUCGAUGGCGCUGCGCUACAGCUCGUCCAGCCUCUCCCGCACGGCCACCGUGCGCAGCCACCACUCGCGCAACUCGUCCGUCAUGUCCAGGACGUCCUCGCGCCACGGCCGCAUCAUCCGGCUCGAGCAGAAGGCCACCAAGGUGCUCGGGGUCGUCUUCUUCACCUUCGUCAUCCUGUGGGCGCCCUUCUUCGUGCUCAACCUGGUGCCGUCGCUCUGCGGGCUGGACUGCGAGCGCGACAUCCACCAGGCUGUCUUCGACUGUGCCACGUGGCUGGGGUACGCCUCGUCCAUGGUCAACCCCAUCUUCUACACCAUCUUCAACAAGGUGUUCCGCCAAGCCUUCAAGAAGGUGCUCAUGUGCCGCUACAAGAGCAAGUCGUGGAACCGAUGACAUGAGAGCGGCGUGGGGCUGCGGCGGCAGGCCAACGUAAGGGCGUCCAUAGCCAUCCCCAGGGGGCCCUCGAGGGGCGCGGCCCGGGUGCCCCCCACGACGACCACACGUCUCUAGGACACUCCCGGUAGAGUUAACAUGCAAAAAUUUAUUGUUGCUACGUCACGAUAUAAAUUUCAAUUUACCAGCGAAUAUCGCUCUCACGUAAAAUAACGCGUGAAUCCUUGGUAUGUUCUCGGUUCUGUUCAAAAAUUAUUUUGUUUACCUAAACAAAUCGAAGUGACGUAGUAGAAAUAAGUUUCUGACUAACAUGACAGGAGUACGCUGAAAUAAAUCUACCUACUAAAUGUUGGUCCUCAACGGUUGUGCUGAAAGACUCGUCUGCUGCCCGCAGUCCCCCGCUGCUAACAUACAAAUACAAAAGAACCCUUUUUUAUAUUAAAAAUAUAGUGCAUUGCUAGAAACGCUGGGAAUGACAAAUCAGUAGGCAUCCUGCCUUACGCCGGAAUCUUAAAGUGUUUGUGGCAAACCUAGUUUAGUUAGAGGUUUAGUUAUGUAAUCAAGAUUGUAAACAGCUACUCGACGAUUACUUCAAAUUUCAAAAACAGAAGUCUGUCUUGCCACGGCAUUGUAUAGUAUUAUUUUAUGGCAUUAGUGUGGAUUCAGAGUUCACGAAACGCAAGCGUUAUUUUCACGACAGGCGUGAUUUUCACGCUUCGUAAGCUUCACGCAGCCAAUCAGGAAUCGACUUUCAUCACGCCGGGCGUGAAAAUCACGCUUUGCGUGAGAAUCACGCGCGCUUUUAGGGAACUCUGAAUCCACCUUAAUGCAUUUAAAGAAGCCGAUUGCCAAAAAGACUUGAAAGGAAGGGUUGGCGAAAUCUGUGAUAGAUGUCAACAGUGCCAACACUGCCCAAACGAGGUGCCCGGAAACCAGUUCGGAGCGCUAGCCAAACCGUUGUGUAAAAGGGAAUAACAAGAAUUCAGGACUGUGGUUUGAAAAAGAUACAGAAUAAUGAAUAAGUAUAAAUCAUGAUUAUGAUAUUUUGACAAUCACGAUAUAGAUGAAUUUUCCCUAGUCUUUCAAUCAGAGAAUUAUAUGUGCCAUACUUAGAGUUACGAUUAACAAUUUGACUGAAAGGGUUUAGACUGAUGCAGCGAAUGUGCAACUCCUGAUAAACUUUAUGACGUAACACUAGGUUCGCUACCCGCCAAUCAAAGUCUCGCCCUUCGGCUGACACUAAAUAAGAAUCGUGUCAGAGUUUAAGCGAUAGAAAACUUCCAAUCGAAAUUUAGGUCAGUUUUGAAACGGCGCAGAUCUGCCAGUGUGAUGCAUCACUGGAUGGGGAUGGGCUGAGGCGGCCCGCCCCCCGCCCCGCAGCCAAAGGACACACAUGAUUAAUUUGCUGAUUGAAUGGGGCAGCGAGCUUCUCUUUAAUUGAGCGGGCUGGCUCAUUAUUCGCUGUUGUAUCUGUGUGCG